AUGAAAACCUCUAUCUUCUUCAACAAUAACACCAGUGAAGGGAUGAAGCGUGGUAUUAAAGAGGUGCUUGGGAUAAACGUAGGGAUGUGCAAUAUCAAUUAUCUUGGUCUCCCACUGUUUCGGAAUCAUUGUAAAGAUGCUGACUUUAACUUCAUUCUGGAUAACUUAGUCUCAAAGCUUCAUGGUUGGAAGCUGAAGCCAUUGUCUAAAGCUGAUCGGGGCCAUGAGCUGGGUAACUGGGGUUUAUGUCUUAAGGCUUGGGACCAGCUAUGCCUACCUAAGUCUAGAGGUAGGCCCGGUUUUCGGAAGACGGUGGAAAUGAACCAAGCGUUCCUUGCCAAAUGGGGUUAUGCUCUUAUAACUGACAAUCAGUCAUUGUGUUGUAAAGUUUUGAGAGCAAAGUAUUUGAAAGGCAAGUCGUUCUUCAAAUGCUCGUCCAAGAACUCUGACUCAUUGUUUUGGAAGAAUGUUGUGAAGACUAAGGAAAUUCUUUCCAGAGGAGCCUGUAAGCUCAUUACAGAUGGCAAAGAUACGAAGAUUUGA
This is a messenger RNA of Cannabis sativa, 543 nucleotides long. RefSeq lists its product as uncharacterized. The transcript has 2 exons. The record is from RefSeq and is a predicted model, not a curated record. Bases 1 to 543 code for a protein of 180 amino acids. Lineage: Eukaryota; Viridiplantae; Streptophyta; Magnoliopsida; Rosales; Cannabaceae.